Molecule: messenger RNA, 811 nt
Organism: Marasmius oreades (fairy-ring Marasmius)
Lineage: Eukaryota; Fungi; Basidiomycota; Agaricomycetes; Agaricales; Marasmiaceae
Exons: 7
Coding region: 30-704 (224 amino acids)
Biological process (GO): protein modification process
Cellular component (GO): cytoplasm
Molecular function (GO): protein-L-isoaspartate (D-aspartate) O-methyltransferase activity
Source: RefSeq, a predicted model, not a curated record
ACUCACUUUGUCGUAACUCUCAUCCAACAAUGGCCUGGCUCUGUACAGGGAAGACAAACUCGGAACUCAUUUCAAAUCUUGCAAUGAAUCGAAUAUUCAGCUCACAACUUGUCGCCAGUGCGAUGAAUAAAGUUGAUCGAGGAAAUUAUGUUCUUCGUAAAACGGAAGCCUAUGAAGAUUCGCCUCAAGUAAUCGGAUAUGGAGCUACCAUAAGUGCUCCACAUAUGCAUGCCUAUGCCUCUGAGCAUCUUCUGCCUUAUCUUCGUCCGGGUUCCAAGGUUCUCGACGUUGGCAGUGGAUCUGGUUAUUUGGUUGCCGUACUUCAUCACCUCGUGUCUCCAGGAGGGAAAGUCGUCGGGGUUGAGCAUGUGGAUGAACUCGUCGAAUGGUCGAAGGAGAACUUGAGGAGUGAUGGACUUGGGAACGAACUGGAAUUGAAGAACAUUCAAAUCAUCGCUGGCGAUGGUCGCGAAGGCUAUGUAAGCGAAGGUCCUUACGAUGCUAUCCACGUUGGAGCAGCAGCGCCCACGGUUCCACAGGCGUUAGUAGACCAGCUAGCUUCUCCUGGUCGCUUAUUUAUUCCCGUCGGCACCUCUCUGCAAAACAUUCUACAUGUUGACAAGGACGCCGAGGGGAACAUAUCGCAAACAGAGGUUAUGAGUGUUCGCUACGUGCCCCUUACCGAUCGAAGUAUGCAGACCUAAUCCUUUAUCUGUUUGUACAACGCUCUACUAUAAGAUAAUAAUGUACUGCCCGUCCCCUGACGCUACUAUGGUUGAGUGAACGUUAUUGCUCAAGGUAAGUACCUCCG